Molecule: messenger RNA, 2523 nt
Organism: Leptonychotes weddellii (Weddell seal)
Lineage: Eukaryota; Metazoa; Chordata; Mammalia; Carnivora; Phocidae
Source: RefSeq, a predicted model, not a curated record
UCCCAUCAGGGUUCAGACUUCAGAGGAUGGCCAGAGAGGCUUAAUUUUAGACCAGCAUCUUCCACAUUAGGAUGGAGCCAGAGUCUGUAUAGAAUCCCAUCCUGGCUGAGAUUGAAAUAAUCUGGUUCCCAAUGGUUUUUAGGUAUGUCUGACCCUUACUGCCAAACGCAUGGCAAGGAAAAACUGCUUAGUGAAGAACUUAGAAGCCGUGGAGACCUUGGGGUCCACGUCCACCAUCUGCUCGGAUAAAACUGGAACUCUGACUCAGAACCGGAUGACAGUGGCCCACAUGUGGUUCGACAAUCAAAUCCAUGAAGCCGACACAACGGAGAAUCAGAGUGGUGUCUCAUUUGACAAGAGUUCAGCCACCUGGCUCUCUCUUUCCAGAAUUGCGGGUCUCUGUAAUAGGGCGGUGUUUCAGGCAAACCAGGAAAACCUACCUAUCCUUAAGCGGGCAGUUGCAGGCGACGCCUCGGAGUCCGCGCUCUUGAAAUGUAUCGAGGUGUGCUGUGGCUCAGUGAGGGAGAUGAGAGAGCGAUACGCCAAGAUCGUGGAGAUCCCCUUCAACUCCACCAACAAGUACCAGCUGUCCAUCCACAAGAACCUCAACACGUCUGAGCCCCGACACCUGUUGGUGAUGAAGGGUGCCCCAGAAAGGAUCUUGGACCGCUGCAGCUCCAUCCUCCUGCACGGCAAGGAGCAGCCCCUGGAUGAGGAGCUGAAGGAUGCCUUUCAGAACGCCUACCUGGAGCUGGGCGGCCUUGGAGAGCGAGUGCUAGGUUUCUGCCACCUCUUUCUGCCCGACGAACAGUUUCCUGAAGGGUUCCAGUUUGACACGGAUGAGGUGAAUUUCCCUGUUGAAAACCUCUGCUUUGUGGGGCUUAUCUCCAUGAUUGACCCUCCGCGGGCCGCCGUCCCUGAUGCCGUGGGCAAGUGUCGCAGCGCUGGUAUUAAGGUCAUCAUGGUCACUGGAGACCAUCCAAUCACAGCCAAAGCCAUUGCCAAAGGUGUGGGCAUCAUCUCAGAAGGCAAUGAGACUGUGGAAGACAUCGCUGCCCGCCUCAACAUCCCAGUGAGCCAGGUGAACCCCAGAGAUGCCAAGGCCUGCGUGGUACAUGGAAGCGACCUGAAGGACAUGACCGCUGAGCAGCUGGAUGACAUUCUGAAGUACCACACGGAGAUCGUGUUUGCCAGGACCUCUCCUCAGCAGAAGCUUAUCAUCGUGGAAGGCUGCCAGAGACAGGGGGCUAUCGUAGCUGUAACUGGCGAUGGCGUGAACGAUUCUCCAGCCUUGAAGAAGGCAGACAUUGGGGUUGCUAUGGGGAUUGCUGGCUCCGACGUGUCUAAGCAAGCUGCAGACAUGAUUCUUCUGGAUGACAACUUUGCGUCAAUUGUAACUGGAGUAGAAGAAGGUCGUCUGAUCUUUGAUAACUUGAAGAAAUCCAUUGCCUACACCCUGACCAGUAACAUUCCAGAGAUCACCCCCUUCCUGAUAUUUAUUAUUGCAAACAUUCCAUUACCCCUGGGGACUGUCACCAUCCUCUGCAUUGACCUGGGCACGGACAUGGUUCCUGCCAUCUCCCUGGCUUACGAGCAAGCUGAGAGCGACAUCAUGAAGAGACAGCCCAGAAACCCCAAAACGGACAAGCUUGUGAACGAGCGGCUGAUCAGCAUGGCCUACGGGCAGAUUGGUAUGAUCCAGGCCCUGGGGGGCUUCUUCACAUACUUUGUGAUUCUGGCUGAGAACGGCUUCCUCCCGACCCACCUGCUGGGCAUCCGAGUGGACUGGGAUGACCGCUGGGUCAACGAUGUGGAGGACAGCUACGGGCAGCAGUGGACCUACGAACAGAGGAAGAUCGUGGAGUUCACGUGCCACACAGCCUUCUUUGUCAGCAUCGUGGUGGUGCAGUGGGCUGAUCUGGUCAUCUGUAAGACCAGGAGGAACUCUGUCUUCCAACAGGGGAUGAAGAACAAGAUCUUAAUAUUUGGCCUCUUUGAAGAGACGGCCCUUGCUGCUUUCCUUUCCUACUGCCCUGGAAUGGGUGUUGCCCUGAGGAUGUACCCCCUCAAACCUACCUGGUGGUUCUGUGCCUUCCCCUACUCUCUCCUCAUCUUCGUGUACGACGAAGUCCGAAAACUCAUCAUCAGGCGACGCCCUGGCGGCUGGGUAGAGAAAGAAACCUACUACUAGAUCCCGUGUCCUGCACGCCGUGGAGCAUCACGCCACACACUUCGCACCGACCCCCCACCCCCUCUUUGUGUACUUCAGUCUUGGAAUUCGGAAUUCUACCCUGGUAGGAAAGCACCGAAGCAUGUGGGGGAAGCAAGACGUCCCGGAAUGAAGCAUGUAGCUAUAUGGGGGGGGAGGGGGGAGGGCUGCCUGACAAACAUCGUCUAUGGGAAUGACCGCGGGGAUGGUUUUUAUGUGCCUUUUUGUUUUUGUAAAAAGGAAAACUUGGAAAGACUGAAAGAAUACAUUUUAUAUCUGGAUUUUUACAAAUAAAGAUGGCUAUUAUAACGGAA